Messenger RNA from Vigna angularis (adzuki bean), 417 nucleotides. RefSeq lists its product as uncharacterized. The record is from RefSeq and is a predicted model, not a curated record. Bases 1 to 417 code for a protein of 138 amino acids. NCBI's taxonomy places the organism in Eukaryota, Viridiplantae, Streptophyta, Magnoliopsida, Fabales, Fabaceae. The transcript has a single exon.
AUGACAAGACAAGGCUCAGAACGUCCUGAUAAAGGAAAGGGGGUAGCAAGGCCGAAAAAGAGGCAACGGCAGGCACCAAAGUAUGUACUUAGGGUGCCUGCUACACUACCUACCACUGCUGCCCCUAGUCCAUCAUCUAUGGGACCUCCUCCUACCCCUGCAGUAGAGCCUACUCCUACCUCUACAAUAACCCCCACUCCUACCCCUAUGCUUAUUACCCUCACUCCUCCCCCUGACCCUACUUCUAUACAUUCCUCAUCUUGUAUACCGCCUUCUAAGACUGUCACACCAUCUGCUGAUCCAGAUUCAGCUGGUGAUGGUGAAGGUGUUGACCCGCCCCUCCAUGAUCGGCCAUGGAUUGAGCUGUAUGGUAAAGGGUACGAUUUUAAUCCCUUUUUUAACCAUUUUGAUGUUUAA